Fusarium keratoplasticum is the source of this 1206-nucleotide messenger RNA. RefSeq lists its product as uncharacterized. The record is from RefSeq and is a predicted model, not a curated record. The transcript has a single exon. The coding region runs from base 1 to 1206 and encodes 401 amino acids. NCBI's taxonomy places the organism in Eukaryota, Fungi, Ascomycota, Sordariomycetes, Hypocreales, Nectriaceae.
AUGGCUACCGCUCCAGUCCCUCCUCCAGACACUGCGCAGCUUCUGGCACCGUUUCUUCCUGCCAUUCCACCAGCCGCGAUUUCGAAGCAGCCGGCCAUUGGCAUUCUGCCUCUCUUAUCUCCCAUCCUCCGUCAACGAGUCAAUAUUCUGUCCUCCUCAAGUACCGAGCCAUGGCUGCGCCUUCUCUGCUACGAUACAUCCAAGGUGCCUGAGCUUACCCAGAUUGCCCAAGGCGGCAGUCUUGAGCCUCACCCUGUAUCCGGAGAGGUCGAGGUAGACUGGGAUUACGAUGCUGAGAUCCGCUACCGCCGGGUCGACCAAGAGACCCUGCAGGCUUUGGUCGCCCUCUCCAAUCUUGGCCUGGCCUUUCGGCUCGUCUACUGUGUAGGCGACCAAGAAGGGGGCGGUGACGGGUGGAGGGUUGGCGAGGUGACUACCACGGAUAAGCCUUCUCCGUUCUCGCAGUUUGGCGGUGUUUCCAAUAUUGCAGAGGCUGAGCGCCAAUUUGAAGAGGCCCAAGCAAAGAAGGCGACCAAGCAAACAACUAGUGCGACCAGCCACAGUUUACACGUCCCGAAUGGCGGUCUUGAAGAUGAGGACGACGACGACGAUUACUGGGCGCGAUAUGAUGCAACACCUGCUCGCACACCCGCCCAGAAGCAGUCACCCGCUCCUCCAUCCAUGCCAACUUCUCAAGUUGGGGACCACCACACGUCUUCAGCCGAGGACGCAUAUUUUGCGCAGUACGACACUGUCCAGCCCGCCAUGGACAACCACGAUCCUGACGAGGAAGAGGCGGCAAAGCAGGCGCAGAUUGCUCCACCUCUUGGGCUUGGACAGGUCGUGACGCACGACUCUGCCGAAGCCACAGAACUUAACGAGACUCAAGGGGCAUGGACACUGGCCGAGCUCGACAAGAGUGAUUCAAGCCCAACCCGAAGCGGGGAUGACUCUGAGCGCCACGCUGCUCUCCUGCACCCGCGCCCAGCCUCAAGCGCCAGCUCCAACGGGUCGGAAACGGUCGCCAAGCUUGAAGCCUCAGCCGGCAAGCAGGAGCAGAACGAGUUUGGCGUCAAGCAGCAUGUCUCGCGUAGUAUUCGCAGUCUGUACAUGCUUGCCCGCGCCUCGGGUAUCGAUCGUCAGGAGUUUGAACGCAUCAUCCAUACCGAGCUUGACGUUCUCGGUAUGGUGGAGGAUCACGAUUGA